AUGGCCUUGCAGGAUGAGGACGUGCUACAGACCUUCUUAGCGGCGAAGGAGGAGAACCUUGUGUCGUUCCUGCGCACAUUCGUCGAGCUAUCGGCGGCGGAGCGCGCGGCGCUCUCAAUGGAAGGACCGCAGAGCGCUGAUAUCGAUGAAAAGGAGUUCGCGGCGGCAGUAGAGACGUUUCGUGAUGUGGACGCCGUGCCUCACGCAACGGGUGACGUGGUGCUGGAGGAGGUGGAGCUCGACGAGUCCGUGGCGGUCAGGACGUGCGCAAUGACGGCGUUUCUUACCCGCGGUAUGGUGGACAUCGUGCCGACGUAUGGCAACUUCAUUGGCGUGGACGAAUCUGAGGAAGGUGGGGAAGGGGAGGAUGUUGGUGAGCUGGCAAGGCAGCGACAAGCAGCGGAAGUAGCGACGACCACAGGUGAUAGAGAAAUUUCGUCAGAGCGCGACGGGGUUAUGGGGUCUCCGGCCACUGGGAAGGGCAAAUCCCUCCAUCUUCCUCUUGCUACUGCUGCCGCUGCUUCUGCUUCUGCUUCUGGAGCUGUGGAGUCGGUUUUCGAUAAAACACGGGAUGGGUGCGAUGACAGCGUUAGCGAUGGUGCGAUUGAGUUGCCAGGGCUCGCGGUGAAUGACGUUUCACCGGGGUCGGGCGCUCCGCCUGGGGUUCGGAACGGCGUGUUUCUCUCCGCGACAGAGGUGAAUAUGCUGCUGGAGGGCGGGGAUGACGAGGUGCAGCCGUUCGUGAUAGACCCGUACUUUGACUACGACGCGGACCCCGUUGGCAGGGCGGCGAGGCUGCACCCCCGGCGGCGGGUUUAA
Molecule: messenger RNA, 819 nt
Organism: Trypanosoma grayi
Lineage: Eukaryota; Euglenozoa; Kinetoplastea; Trypanosomatida; Trypanosomatidae
Exons: 1
Coding region: 1-819 (272 amino acids)
Source: RefSeq, a predicted model, not a curated record